Prunus armeniaca (apricot) is the source of this 279-nucleotide messenger RNA. NCBI's taxonomy places the organism in Eukaryota, Viridiplantae, Streptophyta, Magnoliopsida, Rosales, Rosaceae. The record is from the annotation of a GenBank genome assembly.
AUGGGACCUGUGAGCGCACAACUCAUGAUGGUCUGGGUGCUCUGUCCCUGCAACGGAGAGGGGCGGGGUGUUGCGGACAGAGUGGGUUUCCAACGGUAUGGGCGGCUCCGCAAAAUGCGGGUCUUGUCGGCCAAGGGGUCCCUUAGGAGCCGACGCCGAGCUUCCUCGCUAGUGUAUGCAUCUCAUAUGGCAGCUCGGCUCGGUAUUUACCGAGCGUCAACAAGUCCCCUAAGUCCCCGAGCGAGUCCCCUUGUUUGGGGACUUGUCCGCCUGUCCUAA